GGCUGUUCCAGACUUUCUUCACGGCACUUCUCCACAGGCUUGAAAAUAGAAAACAGGAAGGCGAGGUCCCGGCUCAGUCUUUUCACUUUCACUUUCUCAGGAACUCACUCCAGUCUCCGGGAUAUCACGUUUCUUGGGAGUCCGCUCAAACAGAAACCACCAGCCUAUUCACAGCCCAUCCUCCAGGGCCCACACUAUAGAGUGGAGUCCUUCUGACUACAGGUCUGAUGCCACCCAAAGGCAACAUGAGAAAGAAGCUUCCUGAUCCUCUCCCUGAGGGCUUUAUCCUUACGGAUUUUGAAAAGAAACACUGGAAACUUGGGAAAGUUAUUGGUAAUGGUGGAUUUGGGCUGAUACACUUGGCUUCUCCUGCGACAGAGGACAAUGUUAGCGAUGAUGCCAUGUAUGUCGUUAAAAUAGAGCACCAGGAUAAUGGGCCCUUGUUCACAGAGCUGAAAUUUUAUCAGAGAGUGGCGAAAUCUGAGCACAUAAAGAAAUGGAUGAAGGAUCACCGGUUGAGUUUCUUAGGCAUACCUGCUUAUUGGGGAUCAGGAUUGGUUGAACACAAUGGGAAAAGCUAUAGGUUCAUGGUAUUAGACAGACUUGGUGUAGAUUUGCAAAAAGUGCUGGAAGCAAGUGGAAAUCAAUUGAGUAAAACAACUGUUUUGCUGAUAGGCAGUCAACUGCUUGAGAUUUUGGAGUUUAUUCAUGAACAUGAAUACAUCCAUGGUGAUAUCAAGUCAGCAAACUUACUUCUAGGCUUCAGAAAUCACAAAGAGAUUUAUCUAGCAGAUUAUGGUCUGGCGUUCCGAUAUCAUCCUAAUGGAGCUCACAAACAGUAUAAGGAGGAUCCGAAGAAAGGUCACAAUGGGACGAUUGAAUUUACCAGUAUUGAUGCUCACAAAGGUGUAGCUCCAUCCAGACGAGGCGACCUGGAAAUCCUCGGCUACUGCAUGCUACAGUGGCUGUGUGGGAAGCUACCCUGGGAGCAGAGCUUGAAGGAUCCUGCAGCAGUUCAAGAAGCUAAAAUCAAAUUUAUGGAAAACCUUCCUACCUCUGUGCACCAGUGUUUUCCCUCUGGAUCUGAAAGCAGUGAAAUAAUCAACUAUUUUUCUUAUGUGAGCACUCUGAAAUAUGAAGAAAAGCCACAAUAUCAGAAACUACGCAAAAUCUUAUUGAAUAGCCGAUAUAAGUGCAUGGAUUCGCAGUUUCUAUUUGAUACUGAAAAUUUUAAGAACGUACCUUCAAAUCACAAAAUUCAAAAUGCUGCUGUAACAAGACACAAAACAAGACAACAAACUCAACACGAACCAAAAUCAACAAAAGAGAAAAGUAACACACUGCGUAAUGUUGAACAUGCAACUUCACUGAAGCGAAGGGAUAGAAAAGCAGAGGUCACAAUGACUGUACAAAACAAAUCAAAAAUGAUUGGUUCAUUUGAAUCCUCAAUAUCACCUCAGGUCAAGGUUAGGAAACCAGAGGUCACAAUGACUGUUCAGAACAAAGCAAGAAUAAUUGGUCCAACUGAACUUCCAAGAGGUCCUCAGCUUACUUACAGUAAACCAGAGGUCACAAUGACUGUUCAGAAGGAAACAAGAGUGACUGAGCCAACAGUACCGUCCAUCAUGUUCCAGGAUCAAAUCCGAAUAAAAUCAGAUGUCUUACUGUAUGGUUUUGCGGUUCUUGUCUUGAUAGUAUUGAUAAUCCUAGUAAUCAUGUUUUUUUAAGUACUGUACAAUUUAUCAGAGCCGUCACUCUUUCUGUGCUGUGUAAUAAGUUAACUUUUCAGACAGUUUAACAGCCUCUUUUGCAUAAAGCUAUUGAAUAAACAGACUAAAUUUAGCACUAUUAAGAACACUCUACAUCAGUUUAUUUAUGGCGACAGAAUAAAUCUGAAUCAGCUUUUGUU
Hemiscyllium ocellatum (epaulette shark) is the source of this 1909-nucleotide messenger RNA. RefSeq names its product serine/threonine-protein kinase VRK1-like. Bases 228 to 1727 code for a protein of 499 amino acids. Gene Ontology annotation, biological process: peptidyl-serine phosphorylation; signal transduction. The record is from RefSeq and is a predicted model, not a curated record. NCBI's taxonomy places the organism in Eukaryota, Metazoa, Chordata, Chondrichthyes, Orectolobiformes, Hemiscylliidae. Gene Ontology annotation, molecular function: ATP binding; protein serine/threonine kinase activity. The transcript is spliced from 12 exons. Gene Ontology annotation, cellular component: nucleus; cytoplasm.